UGACACCGUCUACGGCUACGACCACGAUGACUGGCUGCACACGCCUCUGGUCGCUCCGGACACCAGGUUUGACCUGACCACCGAGCAGAUCGAAGAGACGCUCAAAUACUUCUUGCUAUGUGCAGACAGAGUGGGCCAGAUGACGAAGACCUACAAUGACAUCGAUGCAGUCACACGUCUGUUGGAGGAGAAAGAGAGAGAUUUGGAGCUGGCAGCAAGAAUCGGCCAGUCUCUCCUGAAGAAGAACAGAACUCUGACGGAGCAGAAUGACUACCUGGAGGAACGAGUGGGACAAAUCACGGAGGAGGUGGCCCAGCUGCACCAUGAACUGAACCUGAAGGAUGAGCUGCUGCAGUUUUACACCAACGCGGCCGAAGAGAGUGAGGAGGAGUCCGGCAGCUCCCCAACGGGGAAGAAAAGUAAAGUGGAAAGUGCUGCAGGAGGCUUCCUGAGUGAUACGCUCCAGAGGAAGCUCAAAGAUCUGGAAGAGGAGAAUCUGUCGCUCCGCUCAGAGGCUAACCAUCUGAAGUCAGAGACUGAAACCUAUGAGGAGAAGGAGCAGCAGCUGGUCAACGACUGUGUCAAAGAACUCCGAUUGUCCAGUCUCCAGAUUUCUGCAAUAGCUGAAGAGUUAGCGAGAAAGACAGAGGAUGCAUCCCGGCAGCAAGAAGAGAUCACACACCUCCUCUCUCAGAUAGUAGAUCUGCAGAAGAAAGCCAAAUCUUUCGCAGUAGAAAAUGAGGAACUUUCUCAACACCUGCUGGCAGCUAAAGACGCCCAAAGGCAGCUCACAGCAGAGCUGCAAGAGCUGGAGGAGAAGUAUUCAGAGUGUAUAGAGAUGCUGCAUGAAGCACAGGAGGAGCUGAAGAACCUGAGGAACAGAAACUACCCUGCAGGAACGCCUCGGCGCUUCCAUCCUCUGGGGCUUUACCCAAUGGAUUCUCUGGCAGCUGAGAUUGAGGGAACAAUGAGGAAGGAGCUGAGUCUGGAUGAGCCAGACUGUGAAGAGCAGAAAAGCCAUAGGAAACGGGUGUUUGAGACAGUCAAGACUGUCAACAAGACGGUCCGUCAGCGUUCUCUGACUCCAACCAGCUCCAACAUCCCGGGCUCCAACCAGUCUCUGUCCACCCGUACAUCCCCCCAGUCCAGUGGCCUCUCCACCCCACACUCCAGCAUCUACGGAUGUGACAUCAGUGGGGACAGUGUGGCCCUUGAUAACCGAACGCAGAGCAUCCUGAUGGAGACGACAUCCAACCAGGACAACAGCUCAGAGGUCCGAGAGAAGAAGUCCACCGGAGCUGAAGACCUCCGCCUCGCCCUGCGCCGCCUGUCUCUACGGCGACAGAACAACCUGAGCGAAAGACGCUUCUUUGAAGAGGAGAGAGAUCGAAGACGGGGAGGUCACGGAGGUCUAAACGAUGCCCUGGGCCAGGAGAGCGUUAUGACCCCCUCAGAAAGUAUCAUGUCCCUCGGGAACAUCCACGUUUGGGCCUCACGAGGGCCUUACCUCCCAGACAAACUCCAGAUCGUCAAACCUCUUGAAGGCUCUGCCACCCUGCAUCACUGGCAGCAGUUAGCUCAGCCUCACCUCGGUGUCAUUCUGGAUCCCCGGCCCGGAGUCGUGUCAAAGGGCUACAGACCCCUGGAACUGGAGCUGGAACAGGUUUAUCCAUGGGGGGGCUUAGAGGAGGAUGAACCAGGAGAACAGUACUUCCAGAAUCUUCCCACUUCCUCCGCAGUAGCCUCACCAGCAGUGCCGCCCACAUCCAGCACAAGUGACCCCAACCUCGGGCAACCUCCGACCAGCCUUGCCCCACUUUCUCCACCUUCUCCAUCACCAUCGCCACAUCUCAGCAACACUGACGUCCUGGCUGCAUACUACCCUGGUAAAUGCAUGGCCCACACCAGCUCUACCUACACCUUCACAACCUGUCGGAUCCUCCAUCCAACUGACGAACAGACGCGGGUCACACCAAGUCUUAACCCAGUCCCAUCAUCGUCCUCAUGUGUGAUGACCAGCUCCUUAUUGGGCACUCCAGCUGCUACACCCUGCACACCCCGCAGGCUCAGUCUCAGGCCAUCUGAAUCCUCAACUAACCUCAGAGAUGCAACACGCACCACCAGCACUUCCCUGGGGUUAGUGCGCCUUCUCCAGGAGAGAGGGAUCUCUGCAGCGAUGUAUCACCAGAGCCCAAGCCUGGAGCAAAGUCAGGGCAACGGAGGCGUCUUACUCAGUACCUCCAUCGCUCCUAACAGAGCACCAAACCCUGACCCCCUGCGCCCUUCUACCCCUCCCAAUUCACCUACAGGAGAGGGAGCUUCAGCUGCACCAACACCAGCUGGAUUCGACUUCAAGAGCCCAUCCUAUGACAACUUCCUUGCUUCCAAACCGGCUCGCUCGAUCCUGAAGGAGGUAACAGGCAGAAUGAGGGGCAGGCAGAGAGGGAGGGACUGUGAAAGCCAAACGGACGUUAGCGUGACCGUCCACAACCUCAACUUGCUGGACAAGGUGAAGCGGCUGGGUGUGGCUGGAGCUCCAGGGGGCAGAGCAGUGAGUCCCAGUCCCAUCCUGGGGCCUCUCGGUGGGCUGCGCAGAUCUGGCUCCCCUUUUGGGCCUGAUGGAAUGAGGAGGAACCGGAGUUAUCCUGGUAUGGUUGGUGCCAGCAUGGCAAUGAAAGCCCCAGGACCCCAGGAGUAGUCUGGACUGCUGCUGGCCAUCGGGGUCAGCCCGGGGUUGUGGAACAUCAGGACCUGUGAAGAACCAUUAGCGCUCUACAUGCCUAAAACUGCUGCACAGUACUGUGUAUCUGUGAUUAUACAGUGUGGCCAAUCAAACUCUUCCCAAGUGGCAUUAACAUCUCUGAAGACACUGAUAAAAUCUUGAAACGGAGAAGUGAGUGGCAUAGCAUAAUGUCUGAGUGUCACCAGUUAGUCCAACACCAGUUAAACCUUGACACCAGACGUACACAUCGGAGAAAAUAACUGAUAAAAAGGUGACAUGGGUCAACACUUCUGGCUGUGUAUUGUACAUCUGAGAGUUAAAAUAAUAGGUAUUUAAGUGUUUUAUGGUAAUUUAAAUCAGUGUGUUUCGACCGUUUUUCCUUGUAACCCCCAUACAUGUACCUAAGAGAACCAGAGCCCUCCCCAGCACCCAAGAGAGAAGAAAAAGUGACACACUGACACCAAAAAUCAACAUAGAUUUGAAUUCUUUCACUGACAAACCCUUAAAAAGCCUUUUUUUGCUUUUCUUACCAAAAGAUGUUUGUAUAAACUUCUUGAUAACUGCUUUUUCAAAGUUUUAUGCAAUAUUUACAAAUUUAGUCCUGCAGUGCUACUCUUUGCUCUUUAUUGUAUAAAGAAAUGGUGUCCAGUUGUGAUAAAACUGCUACUAUAGUCAAUCAAACUAGCCAAGAGUAGCAUGGAAGUUGCUGUUGGCUCAGAUUACAACUAAACCCCCGCUAGAAUGAUGCUGAUUGGUCCAAACAGUGUCUGGUUCAAGAGCUUUGUAAGAUGGAUUUGCGUGGAGUCUGGCUAAUCAAUCGGCUUUGCAGGGAUAAUGUCCUGUUGCUCAUUUUUGGAUCAAGCUUUGCAUAAAUCUGACCUCAGAGACUGGGAACCUACCCAUCUUUAAACUCUAAAAAGUCUCUUUGGUAUGAUAAACUAAGAUGACAUUAAUGCUCAGGAUGUACCCAAAAACGAUAAUUUCCUGUCAUUGUUAGCACACUGAUGCACAUUUGCUUCCAGUCUAGCGAUGUCUCUGGAUGGUUCUGGCUCUUGUAUCUAAAAGUGUUGGCACAUAAAACCAAUUAAUUGCCAUUUCAUCUAAUUUGACUGGGUGAAAUUACCCGUUAUGAGGCAAAUAUCUCUAAAGAGAGCUAUCUGUCUGGUGAAAAAUCCUCAAAAUAUAUCCCACUGCUGUCAACUUUCAUCCCUGCUUUGGAGACUGACUCUGCUGGCUAGAUGUAGUACUCCCACUCUUGCCUUUUUGGAAACGUGUCCACAAAAUCCCCCACACAUCCAGACAAACACUGACAUACUCUGUUUAAUCUGCCACCGCAAUACUUGGCUAUUUGUAGACGCUGUAGCACUAAAUCAUGCCUUUCUUCUUCUCUAUUAUUGGAUAGAAUAAGAUCCACUUUUACAGAAAACAAAAUACUAAAAACAUUAAAUAUGCCAUCCUUCCCCUCACUCUGUCCCCUUAGUACGACUCCUAAUUUACUAAAUUCCACCUGAAGUUAUUCCCUGUGAGUCACCGAGUCCUUCCAACCAUCAUUGAAAGAUUUUAUGUCAGUAUUAAGAUGCUUUGGUUGAGUUUCUAAUUGGCCAUUAGACAGGGAAGCUGAUGGUGCUUCCACUGAACUGGACGGAUCAAUAAGCUGCAGCCGCAGCUCACAGAGAGGGCAGAGACGGAUGAGUGAUGUGAUUGUUGCUAAUCAGCUGUCGUGGUCAGAAGCUUUUGGAUAAAUGAAGCAAUAUAGUGCCUCGACCAUCUUUGUUUGAAGAUUUCUGUUCUUCAUGUAAUGGGUAAAGGGUGUGAAGAGCUGUUUUUGCACUUUCAUUUAUUUAUUUAUUGUUAAAAAUCCUAUAAUUUAAACUCAUGAAAUGAUGUCAUACAUGUGUUCACUGUAUAUACAGCUCAUUUUCACCAUACCGUCAGUAAUGACUAAGGAAAUGUUAUGUGUAGUGCAUAACCAAGAACAUUAUUGUAAGU
Messenger RNA from Cheilinus undulatus (humphead wrasse), 4711 nucleotides. Its product is annotated as trafficking kinesin-binding protein 1-like. The record is from RefSeq and is a predicted model, not a curated record. Bases 140 to 2698 code for a protein of 852 amino acids. Lineage: Eukaryota; Metazoa; Chordata; Actinopteri; Labriformes; Labridae. The transcript has 18 exons. Gene Ontology annotation, molecular function: GABA receptor binding. Gene Ontology annotation, cellular component: dendrite. Gene Ontology annotation, biological process: anterograde axonal transport of mitochondrion; endosome to lysosome transport; neurogenesis.